AUGGCUAGAAGUUCAUUCAAGCUUGAUCAUACUUUGGAGAGGAGGCAAGCAGAAGCUUCUCGCAUCAGAGAGAAAUAUCCUGAUAGAGUACCCGUGAUUGUGGAAAAGGCUGAAAGGAGUGAUGUCCCUGACAUUGAUAAGAAGAAAUAUCUCGUCCCAGCUGAUUUGACUGUCGGUCAGUUUGUUUAUGUUGUCCGGAAAAGGAUCAAGCUCAGUCCUGAAAAGGCUAUAUUUGUCUUUGUAAAAAACACUCUGCCUCCCACUGCUUCAUUGAUGUCUGCAAUCUACGAGGAAAACAAGGAUGAAGAUGGUUUUCUGUACAUGACAUACAGUGGGGAGAAUACCUUUGGAUUGCACUAG
Dovyalis caffra is the source of this 360-nucleotide messenger RNA. The record is from the annotation of a GenBank genome assembly. NCBI's taxonomy places the organism in Eukaryota, Viridiplantae, Streptophyta, Magnoliopsida, Malpighiales, Salicaceae.